Molecule: messenger RNA, 189 nt
Organism: Cetraspora pellucida
Lineage: Eukaryota; Fungi; Glomeromycota; Glomeromycetes; Diversisporales; Gigasporaceae
Source: the annotation of a GenBank genome assembly
AUGUCACAAGAAAUAGAUGAACUCGAUAAGGAAUUAAACGAUGAGGAGUCUGUUCUCAACCACAUUCCAGGCGACGAGCCACUUGACCUAUAUGAUGACGAGAAAUACAUUGGCGAAGCCUAUAAAAAGGAAGUAAGAUAUUCAAUGAUUCUAGGAUCGAUAGUUCUGGAAACAUUCGAGGAAGACUGA